UGACAACACCCCUGCCCAGUGCCCACUAAGUCAAACCAGUAAAAAGCUACUCAAAACAAUAAGAGAGACAUGUAUAGAACCUAUAAAACUAUCAAUGCAGGUAAGUAAAAUCUAGGAGCUAAGAGCUACAGUUAAUGCAAGUCCUAGAACAAUGAGGUAUCAAUCCCUCGAACAAUUUCCACUUCCUUCCGCAACUGUCAGCUUAUUUUAACUCAAAAAGAGAAAAUCCGACAUACCACAUCAUUAAAAUUCGUCACCUCAUAAAAACCAAUCCAACUUGAUACAAGCAUACCCAUUGUUAUCGAAGUAACGUAACCACAAUAUUUUUAGGGUUUUCUGAACUUUUCUCAACAACGCAAAAAACUAAAAGGAUAAUGCAAAAUUGAAGUGCAAUCUCACACCUAAGAGAAGGCUCUAUCAAUAUAAGGGUAGAGGCUCGAUCAAAGUUAAGAUGCAUAAUUCACAAGCCUAAUAAUCAAUGAACAAAAGGGAUUUUUCAAUUAAGUCUCCUCUCUUAACUCAGUUUACAACCCUUUAGAAAAUAAAAGCCUAAUUCUAAUGACAAGGAAAUAAAUCUAACUAAAAUACUGAAAAAGGAAAAAAUCCUAACACAAAAAGGUAAUUUAAGUCGUCAGACAAAUUCCUCGGUGAGUCCUGCAAUUCCACGGUCGUGGAAUUGAUGUUUGUGGUCGUGGAACUCCCCUGCCCAAAUCCCAUGUCUAGCCUUCUCUUCCACGAUCAUGCAAUUGGAUGUCUGACCGUGAAUUUUGAACUGGCCACCACACCAUCUUCAGGUUGCUUGUUUAGUGUCCCGGAAGUUUUGAUCUUCUCAUCCAACGCUCUUUAGCAAGACUUGUAUCCAACUCCCAACUGUCCUCGAUGAGCUCCCAAUAUGAACGAGUAAGAGUCCAAAGUAGGUACCUUGAAUCUGUUUCCGCACUUAGCCGUAUCAGCAAAUAAUUGACAACUAGUGAGAAAAUCUUCUUCUACAAUUCGUCGUCUGGGGGAAUUAGAAGGGUUGGGUCCGUGUUGGAUCAUGGUUGGGUUUUAAAAUAUCUUGGGUCUGAUUUUUUUUUAUGUAACUAUUCGGGUAUCGAUUUUUUAGGGUUAAAAUAGGCUGGUUAGGUGUUUUCCUUGGCCAUGUCAGCAAAUAAUUGACGUUGUUUGGGAUUCCAUUCUUGGGUGGUUUAUUUGGUAUCGGCCUAAGUGGUACAAAGCUUUGUCCCUUGCUUAACAAAGAUUGUUAUGAACUGACUAAAGGACUAGAGUGUUAUGAACUAACAGAUAUUAACAGAGUGUGACCAAUUUAACUAAUUCUAGUUAAUUCAUAAAUGAAAUAUAAUAUUUUUAAUAACAAAGAUGAAUUUCUUUUGUAAUUCCACUUACCAAAUUUACCACUUAUCCUAAUUUUUAUUUGCUUAAGCAAUUUAUAAUUGUGUUCUCUUUGUGGGCUUAAGUAAUACGUCGACUCCUAACUACUCACAGAAGCCCAGUCCGCUAAAAAUCCAGUGAAGUUUUACCUCUGUAACUGAAUCAGCUUCUGCUGAAUACAAACGCCAUUAAUGGCUUUUACCUUCAAUUCUUUUACACCGAGCGGGCAGUCUUCUUUCCUCAGCGGUCAAAAGCAAAGCUUCCCUUCCACAUGCUUCAGGAAGGAACCGAAGGAUCGCAACCACCAUCCCUCCAAAUCUCUCGAUGACUCUCUAACUGUUUUGAUCCUUCUCUCCUGUCCGCCAUCUGUGUCACCGUGGCCGGCAAAUUAUGGCAACUUACCGCCGGGCGAAGCUCGCUCUCGACGCCUUCCGGAGAUUCUCUUCCAAGACCGCCGCCGAUGCUGCUCACCGGCCGUCAUUUCAAGAUUCCGCUUCCAGAAUCCACCGCACCGCUGCUCCGAAUCCAGCUAAGUUCUCGACCUCGCAUCCUUACUCUUCUCUUCGUGAAAGUUUCGGCUUAGGGUUAGGAUCAAGAACAUUACAAUCCUCGGCCGCAAGGCGGGGAAUCGUGAUUCCCAACCACAAUCCUUUCGGCGGCGGCGGGGCUAGGCGGUUCUACUAUGUGGAUCCCCGCCAGGUCCAGCAUUUCAAACCUAGGGGAUACCGGCGGUGGCUCCGGAACCCCAGGAAUGUUCUGAUUGUCGUUCUGGUGAGCUCCGGCGUUGUAAUCACAGUCUAUUUCGGUAACCUCGAGACUGUUCCCUAUACCAAGAGAAAGCAUUUUGUGCUGUUGAGCAGCGACAUGGAGAGGAAGAUGGGCGAGUCUCAGUUUCAAGAACUCAAAGGCUCGUUCAAGGGCAAGAUCUUGCCUGCGAUUCAUCCUGAUAGUGUUAGAGUCCGUUUGAUUGCCAAAGAUAUAAUCGAGGCUUUGCAAAGAGGGGUGAGUCACGAGCAAGGGUGGAAAGAGUUGGGCUAUGCUUCCACCGUCGAUGGUGCUGAUGCAGCUGCAGGGCGCAGUGGGCGAGCUAGGGAGACUCAUAAGAUGUUGAGUGAGGACGAAGGGAAACCGGAGGCUGAUUGGGGGAAUCAGGACGAGAUUCUUGAUGAUAAGUGGGUGGAGAAGACUAGACAGAAGGGAAGGAAAGCUGGAACUUCGCAUUUGGAUGGACUAAACUGGGAGGUUGUGGUUGUUGAUCAGCCUGUGGUCAAUGCUUUCUGUUUACCGGGUGGGAAGAUUGUUGUUUUCACCGGUUUGCUUAAGCAUUUCUCAAGUGAUGCUGAGAUAGCCACGAUUAUUGGCCAUGAGGUUGGGCAUGCUGUGGCGAGACAUGGAGCAGAGGGGAUCACUAAGAAUUUGUGGUUUGCAAUUGUGCAAAUUAUUCUUUUCCAGUUCAUAACGCCGGAUCUUGCCAACACAAUGUCCACUCUCUUCUUGAGGCUUCCAUUUUCUCGAAAGAUGGAGAUCGAAGCUGAUUACAUAGGUCUACUGUUGAUGGCCUCUGCUGGAUACGAUCCCCGCAUGGCUCCAGGUAUAUAUGAGAAACUGGGGAAGAUCGGUGGGGAAUCCGCAUUGAGAAACUAUCUCUCUACUCAUCCAUCAGGGAAGAAAAGGUCACGGUUGCUAGCACAGGCACAUGUGAUGGAGGAGGCACUCAAUCUGUACAGCGAAACAUUGUCAGGACGUGAGGUUGAAGGCUUCUUUCUGUAAGCUCAUAACACUGUAUGGUGGUGGCUUUCACAUUGAGAUAAAGUUUGAGUUCUGUUUCUGGUUCAUGGCUUAUCAACAUAGUUCAAAUUCAAUUGGAAAUCGCUAUCCCUAACGCAGGCCGUCAGCUUAGUCGCUUUGUAGUUGUAACUUGUAAGAACUAAGAUCAAGUGCCGACUUGGAUAUUGUUUAUUUCGUUUCAUUGGGCUCGUAGUCGCUUUACCGUGGGGCAAAAAUGCACGGAUCCAGCCUUUUCAAAAUUGUUUUCUCUCCCCACUCUAUAUAGUCUAUAAAAGGAAGAAACAAUUUUUUCAAACUUCUCCGAAUGGAGGUAGGAAUAGCAAUCGGGUAUCUCGAUAUCCAUAUUCUUCUUGUGGUAGAUUGGGUCCGGGUCGGAUAUCUUGAUAUGCAUACCCGUCCUGUGGUAGGUUGGGUCUAUAUCGGAUCAUUUUUCAUGAGAUUUGGAUCAGGACAGGUUGACCCAAUGAGUAUGUAAUUUAUUUAUAUGAAAAACAUUGAAAAUAUUCACUAUUUUCAUUAAAAGACCAAGUAACAAACCAUUAGAAAUACUCAUUAUUUUUAUUAAAAGACCAAGAAACAAAUCAUAAUAUGAUCAAAUAUAGUUAAAGUAUUGGA
This is a messenger RNA of Linum trigynum, 3774 nucleotides long. Lineage: Eukaryota; Viridiplantae; Streptophyta; Magnoliopsida; Malpighiales; Linaceae. The record is from the annotation of a GenBank genome assembly.